Gavialis gangeticus (Gharial) is the source of this 6017-nucleotide messenger RNA. It is a transcript of the gene ERBB4, whose product is annotated as erb-b2 receptor tyrosine kinase 4. Gene Ontology annotation, cellular component: signaling receptor complex; basal plasma membrane. Gene Ontology annotation, biological process: cell surface receptor protein tyrosine kinase signaling pathway; positive regulation of cell population proliferation; positive regulation of kinase activity. Gene Ontology annotation, molecular function: epidermal growth factor receptor binding; ATP binding; transmembrane receptor protein tyrosine kinase activity. The record is from RefSeq and is a predicted model, not a curated record. Bases 1 to 4065 code for a protein of 1354 amino acids. NCBI's taxonomy places the organism in Eukaryota, Metazoa, Chordata, Crocodylia, Gavialidae. The transcript has 30 exons.
AUGUUCAAACUUUGGCAUCCACCUAAGUGUUUUGCUGGAAUGGAAGAAGAUUAUUCUGGACCUUGUAGAAUCAAAGUAGUACCGUUGUGUGCUGGUACUGAGAACAAGCUGAGUUCUCUCUCGGAUCUGGAGCAGCAGUACCGAGCAUUGCGCAAGUAUUAUGAAAACUGCGAGGUAGUUAUGGGCAACCUGGAAAUCACCAGCAUUGAACACAACCGAGACCUGUCCUUCCUAAGGUCUAUCCGAGAAGUCACAGGAUAUGUCCUGGUGGCUUUGAAUCAAUUUGAGCACCUCCCAUUGGAGAACCUACGCAUCAUUCGUGGGACAAAACUCUAUGAGGACCGUUAUGCUUUAGCAAUAUUUCUUAACUACAGAAAGGAUGGUAACUUCGGACUUAGGGAGCUCGGCCUUAAGAACUUGACUGAAAUACUGAAUGGAGGAGUGUAUGUUGGCCAGAACAAAUUUCUUUGCUAUGCGGACACUAUUCAUUGGCAAGACAUUGUGCGUAACCCUUGGGCCUCCAACUUCACUUUGGUUCCAACAAAUGGCAGCUCAGAAUGUGGACGAUGUCACAAAUCCUGUACAGGCCGAUGCUGGGGGCCCACAGAGAAUCACUGCCAGACCUUAACAAAGACAGUGUGUGCAGAGCAAUGUGAUGGACGAUGCUACGGGCCUUAUGUCAGUGACUGUUGCCAUCGGGAAUGUGCUGGAGGUUGUUCUGGACCUAAAGACACUGAUUGUUUUGCUUGCAUGAAUUUCAAUGACAGUGGAGCGUGUGUCACUCAGUGCCCCCAGACUUUUGUCUACAAUCCCACCACCUUUCAGCUGGAGCACAAUCAUAAUGCCAAGUACACCUAUGGAGCUUUUUGUGUCAAAAAAUGUCCACAUAACUUUGUGGUGGAUUCCAGCUCCUGCGUACGUGCCUGUCCCAGCUCCAAAAUGGAGGUUGAAGAAAAUGGUAUUAAGAUGUGCAAACCCUGCACUGACAUUUGUCCUAAAGCAUGUGAUGGCAUUGGCACAGGGAGUUUGGUGUCAGCUCAAACUGUGGACUCCAGCAACAUUGACAAGUUCAUAAACUGCACCAAGAUCAAUGGAAAUCUGAUUUUUCUUGUCACUGGGAUUCAUGGGGACCCAUAUCACACAAUUGCAGCAAUCGACCCAGAGAAAUUAAAUAUCUUCCAAACAGUGAGAGAGAUAACAGGUUACCUGAAUAUACAGUCAUGGCCUGAAAACAUGACAGAUUUCAGAGUGUUUUCUAACUUGGUAACCAUAGGCGGGAGAGCCCUUUACAGUGGCCUUUCCUUACUUAUCCUCAAGCAGCAGGGGAUUACUUCUCUACAGUUCCAGUCCUUGAAGCAAAUCAGUGCAGGCAACAUCUACAUAACUGACAACAGUAAUCUGUGUUACUACCAUACAGUCAACUGGAGCAGCCUUUUCAGCACACCCAACCAAAAGACAGUGAUCCACCGAAAUAAAAAGGCUGAGAACUGCACUGCAGAUGGAAUGGUGUGUAACAAAUUAUGCUCCAAUGAUGGCUGUUGGGGACCAGGAUCAGACCAGUGCUUAUCCUGCAAGCGUUUCAUCAGAGGAAGGACCUGUAUAGAGUCUUGUAACCUUUAUGAUGGUGAAUUUCGAGAGUUUGCGAAUGGUUCUGUCUGCAUGGAAUGUGAUCCGCAGUGUGAGAAGAUGGAAGACAACAUGAUCACGUGCUAUGGACCAGGGCCAGACCAUUGCACCAAGUGUUUCCAUUUUAAGGAUGGGCCAAACUGUGUAGAAAAGUGCCCUGAUGGACUGCAGGGAGCAAACAGCUUCAUUUUCAAAUAUGCUGAUGAGGACCGUGAAUGCCAUCCUUGUCAUCCGAACUGUACCCAAGGGUGCAUAGGUCCACGUAUUGAGGACUGCAUCGGCCUGAUGGAUAGGUGUAGAGGUCCCGCUAGUCAUGACUGCAUUUACUAUCCAUGGACACGCCAGUCCACUUUACCACAAUAUGCUAGAACCCCCCUGAUUGCUGCGGGAGUGAUUGGUGGACUCUUCAUCAUCGUUAUCGUGGGCCUGACAUUUGCUGUUUAUGUUCGGCGCAAGAGCAUUAAGAAGAAGAGGGCCUUACGAAGGUUUCUGGAAACUGAGCUAGUGGAACCCUUGACACCAAGUGGUACUGCACCAAACCAAGCACAACUUCGUAUUCUGAAGGAAACGGAGCUAAAGCGAGUCAAGGUCCUUGGCUCUGGAGCCUUUGGAACUGUGUAUAAGGGCAUUUGGGUCCCUGAAGGAGAAACUGUAAAGAUUCCUGUGGCUAUUAAGAUUCUUAAUGAGACUACAGGCCCCAAGGCCAAUGUGGAGUUCAUGGAUGAAGCUCUUAUCAUGGCAAGCAUGGAUCAUCCACACCUGGUACGACUCUUGGGGGUCUGCUUGAGCCCUACCAUUCAGCUUGUCACUCAGCUGAUGCCUCAUGGCUGUUUGUUGGACUAUGUUCAUGAACAUAAGGAUAACAUUGGCUCCCAGCUCCUGCUAAACUGGUGUGUCCAAAUAGCUAAGGGAAUGAUGUACCUGGAAGAGAGGAGACUGGUGCACCGAGAUCUGGCAGCCCGGAACGUCUUGGUGAAAUCGCCAAACCAUGUGAAGAUCACUGAUUUUGGCCUGGCCAGGCUCCUAGAAGGGGAUGAAAAGGAAUAUAAUGCUGAUGGUGGAAAGAUGCCAAUUAAGUGGAUGGCUCUGGAGUGUAUACACUACAGGAAAUUCACCCAUCAAAGUGAUGUUUGGAGCUACGGAGUUACUAUCUGGGAGCUUAUGACUUUUGGUGGAAAGCCCUAUGAUGGAAUCCCAACACGGGAAAUUCCUGACCUGUUGGAGAAAGGGGAAAGGUUGCCUCAGCCUCCCAUCUGCACCAUUGAUGUUUACAUGGUGAUGGUGAAAUGCUGGAUGAUUGAUGCUGACAGUCGGCCUAAGUUCAAGGAGCUGGCUGCUGAAUUUUCAAGAAUGGCUCGAGACCCUCAAAGAUACCUGGUUAUUCAGGGUGAUGAUCGUAUGAAGCUUCCAAGCCCUAAUGACAGCAAAUUCUUCCAAAAUCUACUGGAUGAGGAAGACCUGGAAGAUAUGAUGGAUGCUGAAGAAUAUCUUGUUCCACAAGCGUUUAACAUCCCUCCUCCCAUCUACACUUCCAGGGCAAGAAUUGACUCCAACAGGCAGCCUUCCAGCAGCAUUCCUGGAGCACUGGAGCUACUAUGCAAAAGAGCAGGGCGUGGGAAUGCUGGACCCUGCCCAGGGAUGAAGCAGAGUGAAAUUGGACACAGCCCUCCUCCUGCGUACACCCCUAUGUCAGGAAACCAGUUUUUGUAUAGAGAUGGCGGCUUCACUGCUGAACAAGGAGUGCCUCUGCCAUACAGACCCACUGGCUGCAUAGUACCAGAGGCCCCAGUUAUCCAAGGAGCUGCAGCAGAGAUCUUUGAUGACACUUGCUGCAAUGGCACACUGCGGAAGCAGGUGGCUACCCUUGCACAAGAGGACAGCAGCACUCAGAGGUAUAGUGCUGACCCAACGGUAUUUGUACCUGAGCGGAGCCCACGGAGUGAGUUAGAUGAAGACGGAUACAUGACUCCAAUGCGUGACAAGCCCAAAACAGAUUAUUUGAACCCAGUAGAGGAGAACCCAUUUGUCUCCCGCCGGAAGAACGGUGAUCUCCAAGCUCUGGACAACCCAGAGUAUCACAAUGCUCCAAAUGGGCAAUCCAAAGCAGAGGAUGAAUAUGUGAAUGAGCCAUUGUACCUCAACACCUUUGCUAACACUUUGGAAAAUGCCGAAUACCUGAAGAACAAUGGGCUUCCUUUGCCGGAGAAGUCCAAGAAGGCCUUUGACAACCCAGAUUACUGGAAUCACAGCCUGCCACCACGAAGCACCCUCCAGCACCCGGACUACCUGCAGGAGUACAGCACAAAAUAUUUUUACAAACAAAAUGGACGGAUCCGGCCCAUCGUGGCAGAGAACCCUGAAUACCUCUCUGAGUUCUCCCUGAAGCCUGGCACUGUGCUGCCCCCACCACCCUACAGACACCGAAACACAGUGGUGUAGUAACAGCAGUAUUACAGAAGUGGAGAGGCAACCCCUUUUUAGCAGCCUCUCUUUCUUUCUCUCUCUCUCUCUCCCUUCCUUUCUCCUGUGAGCUUCCUCUUCUUGCCAGUUCACUCACUUUGAUAUUUCCAAGUGGAAGGACACCUUUAAGUCAUCUGCCGAUUGGGUUGGGAACCCAGAAGGAAAGAAAGAAAGAGAACGAAAGGAGGACAAAAUCUGGCAUUUCUCGCUUUCCAUGGACCCAGAGGGUCAGAAGGUCAGACAAGCCAGAGAAUACCAGUAAAGGCCAGUGGCAGUGUUGCCUGCUGUCAAGCUAAUUCUCAGUGAUUCAACUUGGAUGCUGUAGGGAAAGUCACACAGUGUCUGUUUCUAUCAGCAGGAACUGAUGAGAGUCUAUUCAGCAUUCCUGGAAAUCGCAAUGCAGUUUCCAUUAGGGAAAAAAAAAAAGGACAAUUUUUUAUACCAUGUGUGAUAGCAUAAUAAUUGAGAUUGAAAAUCCAAUUUCUUUCUCUAACACUUUCUAUCCCAGCGACUGAAAAUGGCUAACCCAGCUUUCCAUAACCAUUCAGAUCUUCAUCGUGGCCAUCCAAGAAAUAAUGACAGCAGCAACAAUGAUGAUUCGAUUCUUGCAUCUGGCCAUUCCCUUCUUCUUAGCCACUCCCACAGUUAUGUUCCAUUUCCUAACCACGGAGACUUUAACUCAAAGCUCCUGUGCAUGACAUUACCGUGUGCGUCUACAUGCCAACAAGUAUUUUAAACACAAAACCAUCCUUUCAGGAAAGAAAUCUAACAAAACAAAUGUAAACCUCCAACAUCCUUUUUUUGAAGGCAAAAGAGAGAGGCCAAGACUGAAGAUUUGUAUCCACAGGGCCUCACUUUCAUGUUUUAUACCUAUUGAUUAUACAAAAAGAAAAAAAAAAAACAACAUGCAAUUUUCCCCUCUAUUUCUUUUUGCUCAUUGAUUAAAUUGCUUGGGGAUGCAGUAGGCAACACUGAGGACAAGAUGGAGGGAGAAGAGUUUAAUAUAGCUCAAAAACCCUGCUGGUGUUCCAAGGGGUGGCCCAAACAGGGCGUCUUUUAAACUGGAAAGGAGACACUGGACUGGAUAAAAUGCACAUAGCAGUUCACUGGAAAGUUAGUUUGCACUUAAGCUAUGAUUUUAUUUGUUCUCGCUAUGAACUGUUUUCUGGAUUUUGAAUGAAGCAAUAUGGAAGCGACCAGCAAAAUAAAAUAAUUUUAAGUUAAAAGUGAAAUUAUAUAUAAAGGACAACUGUGGAAAUGCCAAAACAAAGCAAAUCAAGUCUUUGGAACAGUGUCCACUCGUUCUGAGAGGCCAGUACAGUGACUACUUCAGAGAGUACAGUGAAGGAGUAACCAGUUCUACUGCUGCCGCAUGAAGGAAAGCCAAGCAAGCACUGGAGGAAGUCAGGAGAGAAAAAUGUCCAGCUCUGUCUUGAAGUACACCAAGGAUGCAAGUUUUCUAAAAGGAGAAAUGCUCUGGCACAGAAGAUAGUAUAUACAAGGUUUUAGAAGCUGAAAUGUGCAUGACUCCAAGCUUUCAUUCAAAAAUGUAAAUAAGUAUGAGUCUGUCUCCAUGCACUUAACGCCCUUUCAUGAUUUCAGCUUUUACUUAGAUCUCUGAUUUAUUUGCCCCAUGACUCAAAAUGAAUUUAGUCAGAAACAUUUUAGUAUUGGAAACAGAACACCAGAUGGACACAGGGUAGGGGAAAGGGAAAAUAUAGCGACAAGUAGCAUCAGUAGUCCUGCUUUGGAAGCACUGAGACUCAGAUCCACUAAGGAAUAUUAGCAUCAAGCUCUCGCUAUAAUCCUAAAUAAAAAUUAGGUGCCUAAAUACAUGUGUGGAUCUGUGCCUAAAUUUUUAACUGUGCAGUUUUUAAGAAAAAAAUUAUCGUUGAACAGAAAUUGUAGGUGAGACAGGCUUAUGCACUUUG